Anopheles maculipalpis is the source of this 2427-nucleotide messenger RNA. RefSeq names its product endoplasmin (gene Gp93). The record is from RefSeq and is a predicted model, not a curated record. Gene Ontology annotation, molecular function: ATP hydrolysis activity; ATP-dependent protein folding chaperone; ATP binding. Bases 25 to 2427 code for a protein of 800 amino acids. Gene Ontology annotation, biological process: protein folding. Lineage: Eukaryota; Metazoa; Arthropoda; Insecta; Diptera; Culicidae. The transcript is spliced from 2 exons.
UGGUCUUUGAAAAACGGUGCCACUAUGAAGUACUUGCUACUUCUAGUACUGGGUGUGUUCCUGAUCUCAGGAGCUCACCAUGUGCGUGCGGAAGCCGAUGAUGACGACGACACACUGCCAUUGGUGGACAAUAACCUCGGUGCAUCGAAGGAAGGCUCGCGUACUGAUGCGGAAGCGGUCAAGCGCGAGGAGGAAGCGAUCAAACUAGACGGUCUGAACGUGGCCCAGAUGAAGGAGCUACGGGAAAAGUCGGAAAAGUUCACGUUCCAGGCGGAGGUGAACCGUAUGAUGAAGCUCAUCAUCAACUCGCUCUAUCGCAACAAGGAAAUCUUCCUCCGCGAGUUGAUCUCGAACGCGUCGGACGCACUGGACAAGAUUCGGCUGCUUUCGCUUACCGAUCCGUCCGUGUUGGACAGCAAUCGAAAUCUAGAGGUAAAGAUUAAGGCCGAUAAGGAGGGCAAGGUGCUGCACAUCAUCGACACCGGUAUCGGUAUGACGAAGCAGGAUCUGGUGAACAAUCUUGGCACGAUCGCGAAAUCCGGAACAGCCGACUUCCUGUCCAAGAUGCAGGAAAAGGAGAAGGCCGAAGGACAGGACGUGAACGAUAUGAUUGGACAGUUCGGUGUCGGUUUCUAUUCGGCGUUCCUCGUUGCGGACCGGGUCGUGGUGACGACGAAGCACAACGACGACAAGCAGUACAUUUGGGAGUCUGAUGCGGCCAGCUUUAGCAUUGUGGAGGAUCCGCGCGGUAACACGCUGGAGCGUGGUUCACAGAUUUCGCUGCACUUGAAGGAGGAAGCGCUCGACUUCCUGGAGGACGAUACGGUUAAGCAGUUGAUCAAGAAGUACUCGCAGUUCAUCAACUUCCCCAUUUACAUGUGGACGAGCAAGGAGGUCGAGGAAGAGGUGGUCGUCGAGGAGGAAACCACCGAGAAGCCAGCUGAUACGAAGGAGGACAGCACGGACGAGGAGGAGGACGUGAAGGUGGAGGAAGAAGAAACGACUGACAGCGACAAACCGAAGACGAAGAAGGUGAAGAAAACGGUCUGGAACUGGGAGAUCAUGAACGACAGCAAACCGAUCUGGACGCGCAAGGUGAGCGAAGUGACGGACGAAGAGUACACCGAGUUCUACAAGAGCCUCACGAAGGACACGUCGGAACCGCUUACUCAAACGCACUUCAUCGCCGAAGGUGAGGUCACGUUCAAGUCGCUCCUGUACGUACCGAAGGUACAGCCAUCCGAGAGCUUCAACAAGUACGGUACGAAAGCGGACAACAUUAAGCUGUACGUGCGCCGUGUGUUCAUUACGGACGAGUUCAACGACAUGAUGCCGAACUAUCUGAACUUUAUUCGCGGUGUAGUUGAUUCGGAUGAUCUCCCGUUGAACGUGUCGCGUGAAACGCUCCAACAGCACAAACUGAUCAAGGUGAUCAAGAAGAAGCUUGUCCGCAAAGCGCUCGAUAUGAUCAAGAAGAUCGACAAGGAGGAGUACGAUAAGUUCUGGAAGGAAUACUCCACCAACAUUAAGCUCGGUAUCAUGGAGGACCCAAGCAAUCGCUCCCGGUUGGCUAAGCUGCUUCGCUUCCAGUCGUCCUCCACCAAGAACAAAGAGUACACCAGCCUGUCUGACUAUGUUGCACGCAUGAAGCCGAAGCAAGACAACAUCUACUUCAUCGCCGGUCCGAACCGUGCCGAGAUUGAAAAGUCUCCGUUCGUUGAGCGGCUACUGUCGCGCGGAUACGAAGUCCUGUUCCUGGUGGAAGCCGUCGAUGAGUACAGCAUCUCGGCACUGCCCGAGUUUGAUGGCAAACGGUUCCAGAACGUCGCCAAGGAAGGCUUUACGCUGAAUGAGUCGGAAGAAUCGAAGGCACGGUUCGAAGAGCUGAAGACGGAAUACGAACCACUGCUCAAGUGGUUGAACGAUGUUGCGCUGAAGGACAAAAUUGCUAAAGCCCAACUGUCCGAACGAUUGGCCAACUCACCGUGCGCACUUGUUGCUUCGAUGUUCGGCUGGACGGGUAACAUGGAGCGUUUGGCACUGGCCAAUGCGCAUCAGAAAACGGACGAUCCGCAACGCCAUUAUUAUCUGAAUCAGAAGAAAACGCUCGAAAUCAAUCCACGCCAUCCGCUGAUGCGUGAACUGUUGCGUCGGGUUGAGGUCGAUACGGAUGAUCUGGUGGCGAAGGAUAUGGCGGUGCUGAUGUUUAAUACGGCCACACUGCGUUCGGGCUUCCAGCUGCCGGAAACGGCUGACUUUGCGGACAGUAUCGAGCGCAUGAUGCGCCAAACGUUGGGUGUAUCGCUGGACGAGAAACCCGAACAGGAGGUGUUUGUGGACGAACCGGCAGAGGAUGCGGAUGCUGGUGCGGACGAGGAAGAAGAAGCGAUCGAUGCGGACGCAGAUGGAGAGCAUGACGAGCUGUAA